CUGUAGGGGGCGCUGAUUGACUUUGAUCUUGGCAUCUUUAUCUGUGGAGGAAGAGCGUCUGUCACUAAUAACGAAUAGUGAAAAAGCUCUUGUCAUGACAACAGUCCACGUGCCUGAAAGACAAGUGGAUCAUAAUCCAGCUGAGACGUCAUGGAUCUCCGCGUGUCCUGGUGGUCUGUGGAAAGUGCACAGAAGAUGGCUUGGGCCAAGACCAAAAGGGGACAAUACGCCUAUGAUGGGAUCAUUAUGUAAAGUGAAAGUGCGAAGAAAGAGUGAAAACACAUCACAUACUUCUUCUGAUGAACAGGAAUCAAUAGCCAAUGUUGAUUGUAGUAUGCAGGCUACCUCAUAUCCUCGCACCCAUGACUCUGUACUGCAAGUUCCACUAGAUGAGUGGUUUUUGUUGCGUAUGGGAGAGGGUCAGUGUGACAUAAUAGAGGGCUGCCUGGAAGGGAUGAAGGCUGGAGAGAUGUGUGAGUUUACACUAAGUGCCUGGGAUGAAAAGAAUGCCAGUGCUAUAUGCAGUGAUGCUACCAUUCCCCAGACUGAAAGUGCAUCAGGCCAGCAGUUUCUCUGCUUCACACUACAGCUACACUCAGUUACCUCUGGGAAAGAGUCAUGGCAGAUGACACCUGGAGAAAAGUGGACUUGGGUGCUGUCUCACAAGCAAUGGGGCGGCCAGAGGUUUGGGAAUGGAGAUAUCUGGGGGGCAGCAGACUGCUACUGCAGAGCUGUUAAACUGGCAAUAACGUUACAUGGCCAGACCCAAAGAAACACAAAAGAGAUGUCUCAAGAAGGUGUGGAAGAAGAUAAUGACAACAGUUUGCCAUCUUCCGAUGCUAAGGAAGAAGAUGAGGCCGAAAGUUCUUCAGACUCCAGCAUUCCCACUGAGGAGGAGUAUAAAACUGUCAAAGCAGAACUUCACUCCAAUCUCUCUUUGUGCCAGCUUAAGUUAGGACAGUUUGGAAAAGCCAGAGAUAGUAGUAUCAAAGCCACUGAGCUAAACCCAAAGAGCACUAAGGCCUGGUACCGGCUUGGGCAAGCUUGCCUUCAGCUCGGGGAGUUGGAUGAGUCCCGUAUGGCCUUUGAAAAGAUGCUGGAACUCCAACCUGAUUCAGCCUCCGCUCGCAGUGCUUUAAAACAAGUCAAUUCAAAGUUAAAAGAUUUAGACAGUAAACUCAGUCAAAGGCUGAGCAAGAUGUUUAACUAGGAAAUAAUUAAGAAGGAAGAGAAGUUAAGAAGUUUAUCAUAGUCAAAAAAGAAACAGAAUGUGUAUUUCAAUAUUGGAUAAUAAUUAUACGUAAAACGAGCUGACUGUUAUGUAAAUAGUCUUAUUAAUAGGUCAUAUCUGCCUUGAAAUUUGAAAUGUCCAAUUUAUUUUUCAGGGCUUUUCUUGUAACCUAACUCCAAUUUGUAUGGAUAGUGUAUCUACGUAUACUAUCUCAUUCGAUUUAAAUUAAGACAUUAACUGAAUGUAACUUUUUUUAAUAAAAGAUUUACUGUUUUGUGUAAU
This is a messenger RNA of Paramisgurnus dabryanus, 1513 nucleotides long. RefSeq names its product FKBP prolyl isomerase like (gene fkbpl). Lineage: Eukaryota; Metazoa; Chordata; Actinopteri; Cypriniformes; Cobitidae. The record is from RefSeq and is a predicted model, not a curated record. Gene Ontology annotation, molecular function: protein binding.